Messenger RNA from Bombina bombina (fire-bellied toad), 1700 nucleotides. RefSeq names its product CKLF like MARVEL transmembrane domain containing 6 (gene CMTM6). Gene Ontology annotation, cellular component: membrane. The transcript is spliced from 4 exons. The coding region runs from base 127 to 672 and encodes 181 amino acids. The record is from RefSeq and is a predicted model, not a curated record. Lineage: Eukaryota; Metazoa; Chordata; Amphibia; Anura; Bombinatoridae.
UUUUAGUUCUCCAUUUUCUAGUGUGAAUUUGAAAACGAACGAGGAAGUGCACAGAGUCACGGAAGCACCAUAGUGAGGCUCACCGCAGCUCAAUUCACAAGGCCGAAACUACCAUCAGUGACAGCCAUGGCUGAACCAGCUGUAUACGCGCAAACCACAGAGCCUGCCUUGACUACUACUAAACCCUGCUGUAGUAUUCGUGGUCUUGGGAUGAAGCGUCUGAUAUUUAAAGUCUCACAGCUGGUUCUCUCCUUUGUGGCUUUUUUAUGUGAAGAGUUGAUUAACGAAUGUGAAAAUUGUGGCGGACUCUACUUCUUUGAGUUUGUGAGCUGCAGUGCGUUCCUACUUGCUGUUCUUAUUUUGAUUGUAUACUGCACUCCACUACAUGACAAAUUUAAGCCUUUAGAUCUUAUAAAUCCUUGGGUUGUGCUUGGGACUGGUUUAUUAUUCCUAAUUGCAUCAAUUGUGUUUGCUGCAACUAAGGACAAUAUAACAUUGGCAAGUGUGUCUGUGGCCUUUGGCUUUCUAGCAAGUUUUGCAUUUCUGUUUGAGUUUCUACUGAUUUUUUUGGAACGUCGCUCUGCCAAAAAGGAACCAAAUAACAUGAAACCAGAAAAUGAACCACUAAAAACACCAACUCAAGUUGAAGGUUCACCAGCGGAGACUGCUUAGCCAACAAGAUGCACUCUGCUGUUCUUCUUUACAGCCAAACAUCCACUCAGUUACCUAUUUUUACUGUCUUUGAGAAUCAGACAACUAUUAAUCAUCAGUAUCCACUGGCUAAAAUGUAAACAUAAUGCAAUUUGUGCAAUACUUUAAUAGGGAAUUAACUUUACUAAUUUGUGAGCCCUUGUGUUAAGGAACUUGUGUGCGGAUAUUUUCAUCCCAAUGAAUAUAAUGAAUGAUCAAUUUGAUUCUAGAAAUUAAGGUUGACAAAAGCCUAGUGCUAUUGAUACCAUUGAAUUUAAAGUCUGAUCGCUACAAAUCACAAAAUGUAUGGAAAUAAGAAAUAACACAUGAAAAUAAUUAUUUUAAUUACAAAUGUGGGUUUUUUAAUACACUGAAAUAAACAUUUAAUGUGAAACACAUCAAAAAUAAUGUUAAAGAAAACUAACAUUCUAUAAAAUUAACCAUAUAGUGUAGGGGGUUAUCAUUUAUUCUGUAAUCUGUUACAUAUUAGUUUAUAACCAUUUACAAGAAACCAUAUUAAGAUUUGUGGUAUUUAGGUUUUAUGCCGCCGUUUAAAAUCUUCUGUUGUACUUUUAGACUUUUUUACACAUGGGGUAGUCAACAUAAAAGCAAAUACAAUAUACUUUUAUAGGCUUGAACCUAGUUGUCCUCUGUAUACAUAACCUCUUGCUGUAACUUUAAUCCCACCAUUGGGUCAGUGUUGUUUUACCUUGAUUAUCCUGUUCAAAAGUACUUUUUUAUUUGAAGAUGACAACUCAAAAUAAACACCACAGGAUCUGUACAGUUUGACGUAAAGGUGAUAAACUGGAGAUAGAUAACCCAGUCCUCCAUGUAUACAGUGACAUUAUUUGAAAAUGAAAUGCAUUUUUACAUAAGUUUUAAAGACGGCUUAAAUUUAAACACAUUGUUGAGUUCCUUCCAGUUGUAAACCUAUGGAAAAUGUAUAUGUAGAAUACUGCUAUUUUUAACUGUAUUAUACAUUUUCUUAUUAUUCUAUGAAUAUUAUUCUA